CGGCGAUAUGGAUAAUGAGGGCGACAUGGAUGUUCAGCAACAUGGAGGGAUAAAAUCGAUAUCCCAUGUAUAAUUUGAUCAUUUUAAAAGUUAUGUACCUGAAAUGAGUAUUUUUUUAGACUUAUACAUGCGGUUCAGUAAAAUGCUGUAUUAAUAAUUUUUCCAUUUUGUUUUAUUUUUUUUCUCUCUCGCAAUAUGACGAGUUUCUCACAGCAGCGGUGAGUGCGAUGGCGUCCUUCCUCUUGCGCCGACCCAAGGUCCUACUUCAACGGCGGGGCCUUCUCGACCCGUCGCCAUUCAGCGAUGUCGUCUCCUCCUUCGAGCGAGCCGGAGGCCUAAGCUCCCUCGCCUCCUGCCCGCUUGAUCGCUGAUCUGUUGCCCCCCGGCCCGAUCUCCCCGCCGCAGCUACUCGUAAUCUUGUCCCAUCCACGGUUCAUAGCUGCAUUGGCUCGGAAAAGAUUUCUGCCAAUGGAAAGCUUUUCUCAGAUCACACUUUUUGUUCACUACAUGGGAAUCCACAAUUUUUGGCUCGUUGGUUGCAUGUGGAAGCACAUGGUGGAGAAUUGAAGGCUCAAGCCGAGAAUUUUUCUCGGCAUAAGCAUACUGAAGACUCAAAAGUACUUGCUUUCAGCCCACUUGAGGGAACCCUUACUGGAGAAAGGAAAAGCGGAUUGGUUAAUGAAAGCUUGAAGGUAAAGAGAAUCGAGCUCUCCAUAAAGACUACAUAUGCACUUCUACCACUCUUGCUGCUUGUAUCAAAGACCAAGUUGACUACUUCCAUGCUUGUGUUGUGCACAUACUGGCAAAUUUAUGGAUUUUUCAAGGAAAUCAUUCUGGACUAUGUUCACGAUAUACUUCAAGCUGCUGCUGCUUGUGUUGGCGAAGGAUACCGUCAUUGCUUUCAAUUUACUAUAAAUUCCCUCUUAGUGAUGAUCAAGGCAAAAGUCAAUAAGUUGGCAAAUGACCAACCUAAAACUUUUGUCACAAUUGCGUUAUUUCUCAUAUUUCCCUCAUGAGCAUGCGUGUAUGCUAGUUUUCAAGUUUGUAUGAGAAUAAUGCACAAUAGCAGCCUUUUAUUUGUUGUUCUUGUUCUCAUUAUCAUCUGAAAGUUUCCAUCUUGCACCGGAAUCAUAGAAAUUAUCAUCAGAUCACAACAAAAUGUCAUGCCAUUUUGUUUUCACACUCCAUGUUAUUAUAGGAGCUUCCUCCUAUAGUGGAAAGGUGCCUGGCAGAAGAAAAAAGGUGCAAGUUGGGUGGCUCAUGAAUACUCUUCCCUGAUUAGCAGCACCCACUGUACUAUUUCUCAUUACUAUUAUCAAGGCCUGAUGACUAUAAAUCAACUAACACCUUCUUAAACUUCCAAAAGCUAUAGCCACCCUCUGAAAUUUAAUUGAUGAGGGUGAACCUAUGAUACUGACCCUAACUUCCUUUGGCAAACAAUCUCUAUGCAAGCUUGCACAGGAUAACUAAUAUCUGUAGGUGACCUACCAUCAUGACCUCAAACUUGUAUCAUAGAAUGAAAUGGCAGUGACAACAAGAUUCCUUUGCUGCAUCAAGCAAGAAGUGACAAGAAACUUGAGAAAGAGUGACACGGCCAUGUUUUGCCCAGUGUAUGGUCCUCAGAGCUGUUUUGCAGUUGGCAUUUAAUGCUGGAAGAAGGUCCUUAUGUAAUCUCAAGGUCAGUAUAUAUACUAUGCUCUUCCGUUCCCUUUGGUUUCAGUUCAUUCUCAGGGCUCACAUUGAAAGCUGUAACAAGAGAAGAAAAAAUAUAAUGAGAAAAACCUGCUGUGACAAGGAAGGCCUGAACAGGGGAUCCUGGACAAGCCAAGAAGACAAGCUGCUCUCAGACUACAUUGGGGUUCAUGGCCUUGGGAGAUGGAGAACCUUACCUGCUAAUGCUGGACUAAACAGAUGUGCCAAGAGUUGCAGAUUGAGGUGGCUAAAUUAUCUGAGACCAGGCAUUAAGAGGGGGAACAUCACUGAGGAAGAAGAGGAGCUCAUUGUCAGGCUUCAUAACCUACUUGGUAACAGAUGGUCGUUAAUAGCAGGAAGAUUACCAGGGCGAACAGACAAUGAGAUAAAGAACUACUGGAACACCUACAUGAGGAAGAAGAAAGGAUCGGCCACCGGCAAGUCAAUUCCUCUGCUGAAAAAUAAAGUAGCACAGUCAUUCAAAGAAAAAGGCAAGGAGCCAGAAGUCGUCGCGAUCCAAACCAAGAGUAUCCGAUGCACCAGAACUCAUUUUGCCAAUAUCAUACCUACCGAUGCAUCUCCUGUUCUUCCUGAUCCAGUGGCCCUGUCUGAUUUCAUUGUGAAUGAUUCAACUAGUUCUCAAGGUGCGAGCAGAAUCUGUUCUACUCAGACCAUGCGAGAUUCAGUCUUUUAUCAAGCAGCUGACAGCUUGAGUGCCACUUCUUCAGCUGACUUCAAUUGUACCAGAAUCUCUAACAGUCAGUUGGAAGGUGGCCAGGGGUUGGAUCCUCUCCUGUGUGAGGAUGACGACGACGCAUGGUUUCAGUGCUAUUGAAUCCAAAUAAUCUAAAGUUUAGAUUUAGAUUCACUAAAGCGUCAAAGCAUGAGCUAGAUUCAGAAAAUAAUCUAAAGUUUAAAUUUUGCUUCAGACUUAAACAACUGUUCGAACUUCGAAGUCAAAUUUUAGUACUGCACU
Zingiber officinale is the source of this 2668-nucleotide messenger RNA. Its product is annotated as transcription factor MYB1-like. The record is from RefSeq and is a predicted model, not a curated record. Lineage: Eukaryota; Viridiplantae; Streptophyta; Magnoliopsida; Zingiberales; Zingiberaceae. Bases 1613 to 2527 code for a protein of 304 amino acids. The transcript has 4 exons.